Durusdinium trenchii is the source of this 636-nucleotide messenger RNA. The record is from the annotation of a GenBank genome assembly. NCBI's taxonomy places the organism in Eukaryota, Dinophyceae, Suessiales, Symbiodiniaceae.
AUGCGGAGCUUGGGAGUGCGUCGCGGAAUCUUGACGAUGCAGAAUUGCAGUCUGGCACAUAUUGUACGCGUACCCAUUGGAAUACUUCUGGUAGGCAACUGCCGAACGUUAUCCUUCCGGGAAGAUGGAUUUGAGGAAGAAGAGCUUGAAAACGAUCAUCAACGAACUUGCCCGACCUUCUUUUCCUGCUUCAUUGAUGUCAGGGAUGUGAUACAGGCAGCGACAGCACUAGAUGAUGGCUGCUUCACUCCCCGCACAGAGAGGGUGACCUUGGGUCGCGGGCGCUUUUGCACUGAGCUGCCGCCCAUGUCCGGGCAGCUCUGGGUGCCCAACGCUCCAAGGCCAGAGCCUGUGGCGAUCAACUUCGAGGUCCGUCAUGAAGAAACUACACAUGGAGACUCGUUGCGGAUUGUUGGAAGCUGUCCAGAGCUCGGUGACUGGCACCCCUCAGAGGGUGUCAAGCUGCGGACCAGCGACACGGCGUUUCCGCUGUGGUGGCUUGGUGAAGUGAUUGUGGCAUCUUCCGGGGGGUCCCCAGCGGGUGGCUUGGUAUUGUUUACGCUAUACGGGUUAGGUGGCCAGCUAGCUAGCAAAACAGUGGUCACUGGUGCUCAAUAUAUAUAUAUAUAUAUAUAA